AUGUCAGGACCCGUGCCGAGCCGGGCCCGUGUGUACACUGAGGUCAACACCCACCGGCCCAGGGAGUACUGGGACUACGAGUCCCAUGUAGUUGAAUGGGGAAACCAGGAUGACUUUCAGUUAGUGCGGAAGCUUGGGCGUGGCAAGUACAGUGAAGUUUUUGAGGCAAUCAACAUCACCAAUAAUGAGAAAGUUGUGGUGAAGAUACUGAAGCCUGUGAAGAAAAAGAAAAUCAAGCGUGAGAUUAAGAUUUUGGAGAAUUUACGCGGAGGUCCUAACAUCAUCUCCCUCAUAGAUAUUGUGAAAGACCCUGUAUCCCGCACACCCGCUUUGGUCUUUGAACAUGUCAACAACACAGACUUCAAGCAACUGUACCAGACCCUGACAGACUAUGACAUUCGGUUCUACAUGUACGAGAUCCUCAAAGCCCUGGACUACUGCCACAGCAUGGGAAUUAUGCAUAGAGAUGUGAAGCCACAUAACGUGAUGAUUGAUCAUGAACACCGCAAGUUACGCCUUAUUGACUGGGGCCUGGCAGAGUUUUACCAUCCGGGACAGGAGUAUAAUGUCAGAGUCGCCUCUCGCUACUUUAAAGGACCUGAGCUCUUAGUGGACUAUCAGAUGUAUGACUACAGUCUGGAUAUGUGGAGCCUUGGCUGUAUGCUGGCGAGCAUGAUCUUCAGGAAGGAGCCCUUCUUCCAUGGCCAUGACAACUAUGACCAGUUGGUGAGAAUAGCCAAGGUUCUGGGAACUGAAGACCUGUACGACUACAUUGACAAGUACAACAUUGAGCUGGAACCUCGCUUCAAUGACAUUCUGGGAAGGCAUUCACGUAAGCGGUGGGAGAGGUUCGUCCACAGUGAGAACCAGCACUUGGUCAGCCCCGAGGCUCUGGAUUUCUUGGACAAGCUGCUGCGCUAUGACCACCAAGCCCGGCUGACCGCCCAUGAGGCCAUGGAUCACCCUUACUUCUUCCCCAUUGUGAAAGAUCAGUCUCGUGUGGCCGGAUCAGCCAACUUGCCCAGUGGGAAUACAGCUGUUAGCACAGCCAGCAUGAUCACUGGUAUCUCUGCCUUGCCAGCCUCCACUGCCCUAGGCCCUCUCAUUGGCACGCCGGUCCUGUCUGCUGCCACCAAUGCCCUAAGCACCCCGGUGCCCGCUGCUGCUGGUGCCCCACAGUGACACCCCAUCUAAAUCCUCAUCUCUCCCAUCUCCACCACCACCACCACCACCACCACCACCACCCAGCUCGGGUGAAGAACUAGACAGGUGCCAUUCUGCCAGCCCUCACCACAUCCUGUCUAACUCAGUGUGCCCCUGGCUGGAGGACACUGUCGUCAAAGAAAAAAAAAAGUUUCUGCAUUCCUUUCCUUCCUUGAAUGAACGUGUUUACCUGACAUCUGAAAUGAAUGUUCUGUGUAACUGAAAUAUACAGGUAAUCCCUCCAUUUUCUCACAAGCUGUAGUGAUUACAUGGGUGUGUGUUUGUGUGGUGAGUCUGAGAGCGAGUGUUGUCCAUGGCGGAUUUGGGUCUCAGGACCCGCCCAGCCCCACCCUGUGUUUUAGUUUGGACAGUGAAGGCACUGGUCAAUAAGUACAUCAACAGAAGGCAAAAGAAAAAAAGAUGUUCAAGAGGAGCACAUCCUGUGUAGUUCACUACUGCAGCAUUGUCAUAAACAACAUCUGAUGAAAACACUCAGUUUACCUCCCGAGACCAGUCUUUACACCCUCCAUGUUGCAGCAUUUUGGAAGUGUUUGGUGCUGUCCUGUGCUCCAGCUGUAUGUGAACGCAAUGACACUUGAACACUUUCUCUGCCUGAGUAGUCCUGUCUUGCCUUUCUUACCACACCAGAUCACCAGUCUUCUUUUGAUAAUACGACUCCCAGUCAUGUCAUCCAUUAUUAAACUGUUUUGUAUUGCAA
Molecule: messenger RNA, 1921 nt
Organism: Seriola dumerili (greater amberjack)
Lineage: Eukaryota; Metazoa; Chordata; Actinopteri; Carangiformes; Carangidae
Product: casein kinase II subunit alpha
Exons: 12
Coding region: 1-1182 (393 amino acids)
Biological process (GO): protein phosphorylation
Cellular component (GO): protein kinase CK2 complex; cytosol; nucleus
Molecular function (GO): ATP binding; protein serine/threonine kinase activity
Source: RefSeq, a predicted model, not a curated record